AUGAAAAAAGCAAUUCCCAUAACUUAUUAUAUAUUGUUUGCCUUUUUAUUGAUUUUUUAAGCUAUAAAAUAGUAAUAAAGAUAUAUAGAUAGAAAAAUAAAUUCAAAUAUUGAAAGAGACAUACAUACUUUAAACAAAAAAAGAGAUUUCACAAAGCACCUUAAGUCUUAACUCUCAGGGUUAUAUUAUUUUUUAUAUGAUUUUUUACAACUUUCGAAUGUUAAAAUUCAACUUAAGUUAAGCUGCUUCAUCAACUCCACCUUCACAAAUUUUUUAAAUGUUAUUAAUUCACCUAUAGAUAAAAUACCUAAUUAUUAAGGUUAAGGAAGUUAAUAUUUUAAUUACGAUUGUAAUUAUAGCUCUAAUCGUACUACAAAAGAAACAUUUUCAAAUUUUGCUACUACAUAUAGAAUUUUAAUAGAGUUUUCCUCCUUACACCCUUACAUUUAAAUAAGAGAAAAAAAAUAGAUUCCUUAAAUUUACUCAAUUAUAAAAAUCAUUUUGAUUUGCUAUAGAGUAAUGAAUUAAUCUUGA
This is a messenger RNA of Tetrahymena thermophila SB210, 534 nucleotides long. RefSeq names its product transmembrane protein, putative. The record is from RefSeq and is a predicted model, not a curated record. Lineage: Eukaryota; Ciliophora; Oligohymenophorea; Hymenostomatida; Tetrahymenidae. The transcript has 2 exons.